Spea bombifrons (plains spadefoot toad) is the source of this 4294-nucleotide messenger RNA. Its product is annotated as nodal modulator 1-like. Bases 88 to 3717 code for a protein of 1209 amino acids. Gene Ontology annotation, cellular component: endoplasmic reticulum membrane. Gene Ontology annotation, molecular function: carbohydrate binding. The record is from RefSeq and is a predicted model, not a curated record. The transcript has 31 exons. Lineage: Eukaryota; Metazoa; Chordata; Amphibia; Anura; Pelobatidae.
CAGCAAAACGAGGACGGUUCUUGUCUGCAGCAGAAGGUGGAGACGGGAUACCGGGGCAGCUCGUCGUUUACAGCGAGGGACAGGAAGAUGAACGGCUGGCUGUUAUGGGUGGCGCUUUGCACCCUGCGCUGGCACUGUGUGCGGGGGUCGGAUGAUAUCGUGGUUGGCUGCGGGGGGUUUGUGAAAUCCGACGUGGACAUUAAUUAUUCUCUGAUCGAGAUGAAGUUAUACACCAAACAAGGCUCUCUGAAGUAUCAGACAGACUGCGCUCCUAACAAUGGUUACUUCAUGAUUCCUCUAUAUGAUAAGGGGGAUUUUAUACUUAAGAUCGAGCCUCCUGCAGGGUGGAGUUUUGAUCCAACGAGUGUUCCCCUUCACGUGGACGGAGUAAACGACAUCUGUACAAAAGGGGAAGAUAUAAAUUUUUUUUUCACUGGCUUCUCAGUUAGUGGAAAGGUCCUCAGCAGGAAUCAGGAUGCGGGUCCUGUUGGUGUGCAGGUCGCCAUGCAAAGAGCUGGGAGCGGAAUUAACUUACAGACCACCGUUACUCAGACAGGAGGAAAGUUUGCAUUUUACAAAGUGCUUCCAGGAGAAUAUGAAAUAGUUGCAUCUCACCCCACUUGGCUUUUAAAAGAGGCAGCAACCACUGUUCAAGUGACCAAUUCGAAUGCCCAGGCCUUAAAUCCUCUUAUUGUUGCUGGUUACGAUGUGGCGGGCUCUGUUCGCAGUGAUGGAGAGCCAAUGAAGGGAGUCAUGUUCCUGCUCUUUUCGUCAUCAGUCAGUAGAGAGGAUAUUUUGGGCUGUGAUUUAGCUCCUGUCGAAGGCUUCCAGGGUAAAGAUGAGUCCUUAUCAUACCUUUGUCACAUCACAUCCCAGGAAAAUGGCAUGUUUACAUUCCAGUCCUUGCCAAGCGGGGACUACAGCGUGAUACCCUUUUACAGGGGUGAAAGGAUCACGUUUGAUGUUGCUCCUUCCCGGCUGGACUUCAGUGUGGAACAUGACAGCCUCACAUUAGAGCCCGUGUUCCAUGUGAUGGGCUUCUCUGUGACUGGAAGGGUUUUGAAUGGACCUGAAGGUGAAGGAGUUGCAGAUGCCAUUGUUACGCUCAAUAAUCAGAUGAAGGUUACAACGAAUGCAGACGGAUCUUUCCGUUUGGAAAACAUGACUGCCGGCACUUACAGUAUCGAUGCACAGAAGGAGCACACGUACUUUGAUACGUUAACAGUGAAAAUUGCACCGAGCACUCCACAGCUGGCUGACAUCGUAGCAGCGAGAUUUAGCAUUUGUGGGACAAUUUCUAUAAUAAAUUUCCCCGAAAAUAUGAAACCAUUCAGUAAAUAUAAAGUUACUCUGACACCACAAGACAAGGAGAGGACCUCAGUCCUUACAACAGAGUCUGACUCUCGCGGAGGGUUCUGUUUCCAAGCUCGGAGGGGAUCCUACAACAUUCAGGUAACCAUUCCCGAAGCUGAAGUUAAAGCCGGGCUUGCCUUAAAACCAGCAGUAGUCCCCGUGACAGUAACAAACAAGCCAAUUUUGGAUGUGUUAUUUUCACAAUUCAUGGCGUCGGUUUCUGGAAAGGUGUCGUGCUUAGAUGCUUGUGGUGAUCUGACCGUAACGUUACAGUCAACGAGCCGCCAAAGAGAGAAGCGCAGUUUGCAGAUCUCUGGGAAAACUGGAGCAGCGACCUUUACGUUUGAAGAUGUUUUACCUGGAAAAUAUAAACUGAGCAUUAUCCAAGAAGACUGGUGCUGGAAAAACAAGUCCUUGGAAUUUGAAGUUGCAGAAGAAGACAUCGUAGGGUUAGAGCUGAGACAGACCGGCUACAUGUUGAGAUGCUCUCUAUCUCAUGCAAUUACUCUGGAGUUUUACCAGGAUGGAAGUGGACCGGAGCAAGUUGGGGUUUACAACUUAACAAAAGGGAUCAAUCGAUUCUGCCUUUCCAAGCCAGGAGUUUACAAAGUCACUCCAAAAUCCUGCCAUCGCUUUGAGCAUCCGUAUUACACUUACGACACGUCUUCUCCCACCAUACUGACUCUGACAGCAGUUCGGCAUCAUGUCCUCGGGGUGAUAACUGCAGAUAAGCUGAUGGAUGUGACCGUCACGAUUAAAUCAUCUAUAGACAGUGAACCAGCACUUGUUUUAGGGCCAUUAAAGUCCAUCGAAGAGACAAGAAGAGAGCAACAGCUGCUAGAAAUUGAAGCUCGUAGACUGGAGAGAGAGAAGGCUGGUACAGAAGGAGCCGAGGUCCAGCCGCCCGUUCAGGAGUUUGUGGAAGAACUGCAGGGGCCCUUCUCAUACGAAUUCUCUUACUGGGCCAGGUCUGGGGAAAAGAUUACAGUAACGCCUUCAUCCAAAGAACUCCUCUUCUAUCCGCCAUCUGUGGAAACAUUUGUUAGUGGAGAAAGCUGCCCAGGAAAGAUGAUAGAAAUUUAUGGAAAAGCCGGUUUGUUCCUUGAAGGACAAAUUAACCCUGAACUGGAAGGUGUUGAGAUUGUGAUAAGUGAAAAGGGAGCGGCUUCACCUCUUAUAACUGUGUUUACAGAUGACAAAGGUUCAUAUAGUGUUGGACCAUUACAUAGUGACUUGGAGUACACAAUCGCCGCACAAAAGGAAGGGUUUGUGAUGACUGCUGUUGAGGGAACAGUAGGAGAUUUUAAUGCUUUCGCCCUUGCUGGAGUGACAUUUGAGAUCCGAUCUGAAGAUGACCAGCCCCUGGCAGGCGUUCUUUUAUCGCUCAGCGGGGGAAUGUUUCGCUCAAACCUCCUUACCCAGGAAAACGGGAUGUUAACGUUUUCUAACCUGAGCCCUGGCCAGUACUACUUUAAGCCUAUGAUGAAGGAAUUUCGGUUUGAGCCUUCCUCCCAAAUGAUCGAGGCGCAAGAGGGGCAGAACCUGAAGAUUACAAUUACCGGCUAUAGAACCGCUUACAGCUGUUACGGGACAGUGUCUUCCCUUAAUGGAGAACCAGAGCAAGGCAUAGCAGUGGAAGCCAUGGGACAGGGCGACUGUUCUCUUUAUGGAGAAGACACGGUCACGGAUGAGGAGGGGAGAUUCCGAUUACGUGGGUUACGGCCGGGAUGUGUUUACCACGUACAGCUAAAAGCUGAAGGAAAUGACCACAUUGAGCGUGCUUUGCCAACUUAUCGGGCAAUAGAGGUUGGCAGCAACGAUAUCGACGAAAUAAACAUUAUCGCUUUCCGUCAGAUUAACCAGUUUGAUUUAACUGGAAAUGUUAUCGCAAAGGAUGAAUAUCUGUCGACUCUAUUGGUGAAGCUUUACAAAAGUGACAACCUGGACAACCCAAUACAGUCCGUAUCUUUGGGGCAAUCGCUAUUUUUCCAUUUCCCUCCUCUGCUUAGAGAUGGAGAGAAUUACGUUGUGCAGUUGGAUUCCACUUUACCGAAAUCUCAGCACGACUACACACUGCCUCACGUAUCCUUCAGCACUGCUGGGUACAGCAAGCACAUCACGCUGCAGUUCAAUCCUUCGCGAAAGCUGCCUGAACAGGAUAUUGUCCAGGGGUCCUACCUCGCUCUCCCUUUGACACUAUUGUUGCUGCUAGCGGGAUAUAAUCAUGAUAAGUUGAUUCCCCUGCUGCUGCAGUUGACAAGCCGAUUGCAAGGAGUUCGUUCUCUUGGACAGACAGGAACUGACAACGGCAGCCCAGAGGAUGCAAAAAGGCUUCCUAAGAGACAAAAGACACGGCGGACGUGAAGAACAGAGAAGAUAUGAAGGAUCAUCGAUGUCAACCUUGUCACUUGAGACACGUUUUGGAAACUCAUCGUUUGGAAGAAAGUACAGUUUUGAUACAGACUCCUUUUCUCAGCACGACACGUUUGUACAUUUUUGAUGUAUAUAUUAAGAUAAAGUUGGGUUUUAAUUUAAAAUUAAAUGGGCUGAUUUCACCACUUUUGAUAUUCAAGUUCUCCAGUGCAAGUCAUUUUUUUCCCUAUCGCAGAAACGCCUGAUGACUUCCUAACUGCCAUGAAUGAAUUUACCUUUGUAAAGCGAUUCCCACGGAAGAUCUAAUAAAGCGUGGCAUGAUUAUCUUGCGGUUAUAUGUUGUUUUUCGUUACCUGUUAUCUGUGUUCAGUCUUCUGGGUCGGGCACCAGGCACAAGGAAGAAAACACAUGGAGCCUAAAAGACUUUGGGUAAUAACCUUAGGAUUACACAGGACUGUUAAAAUCUCAACAACCAUGUUUGCCGCGUUUUGCUCUUCUGUACAGGAUUCCUCUGUCACUGUGGUAUUGUCUCGUAAACCCGUGUUCUUCAAUAAAUAAUAAGAGCAUU